AUGGAUGAAGAGAAGGACUGUGGAUAUUUUCGUUGGAUUGAUCCACCACUAUUGAAUAAGUGGUAUAAAGAAAGAAUGUGUGUAGCUAUUCCUUUCAGUAACCCUGUUAAUGAAGGUGGAAUACCUAUUGAUGGCCCUAUUGCCCCUGUGAAUGUUGAUAUCCCUAUUGGCCCUGUGAAUGCUCUUGAACCUGAUAAUCAAAUUGCAAUGCGUGAGAAUAAACAUGUGCCUGGUAAUGAAUUUGGAUUCUGCAAGUGGAUGAUGGUUUGUUUCGUUUGUUUCAUUGUAGGGAUGAUGUAUGGUUAG
This is a messenger RNA of Lactuca virosa, 306 nucleotides long. The record is from the annotation of a GenBank genome assembly. Lineage: Eukaryota; Viridiplantae; Streptophyta; Magnoliopsida; Asterales; Asteraceae.